AUGGGAAAGGAAGAUAGUUUUAAUUAUCUAAUCCAUAGCAACUCUUUUCUAAAGCUUGAUUUGGGAAAUAUAUUUUUGAGUAAAAUAAUUAAACAACCGGGCAGCCUUGGUCAGAUAGGAUGGCUCAGCUUAAUGCUUCCGGUUGGUGUGACAGAAAGCAGAUGGUUUAUGCAGGACAGACCGUACCAGUGUCAAGUUAACUCCACAAAGCCCUUUUACUACCAAAUGUUCUUAGUAGCAAAUCAUCAUCCUUCAUCGGCAUUUCAAAAACAUAAUUCAGGUAUUCUAGUUGGAAAUCACGUAAACCUUUUUAAUCUUAGGGGAAACGGCAAAAUACACGCUUUAUUUAAAAUACUAAGAAAUUUAGAACACCUACUUGCGAUUGAGAAAGAUGAAAAGAUGCGCGAUGAACAAUCGUAA
Molecule: messenger RNA, 420 nt
Organism: Echinococcus granulosus
Lineage: Eukaryota; Metazoa; Platyhelminthes; Cestoda; Cyclophyllidea; Taeniidae
Exons: 2
Coding region: 1-420 (139 amino acids)
Source: RefSeq, a predicted model, not a curated record